GUCCGUCUGUUUGUUUCCUGUCGGAAGCAUGAAGUAGCUACCAACAGACAACGGGCGCAACAUUUCUUAUAGUUUUUUUUUUUUUAUAAAUCUAAACUUCAAGUGGAUUUUCCCUCAAGUCAAGAUGUCUCGGGGCUCUAUCGAGAUCCCUCUACGGGACACGGAUGAGGUUAUCGAGCUCGACUUUGACCAGCUGCCAGAAGGAGACGAGGUCAUCAGUAUCCUGAAGCAGGAGCAUACGCAGCUGCACAUAUGGAUCGCUCUGGCGUUGGAGUAUUACAAACAGGGCAAAACGGAGGAUUUUGUCAAGCUGUUAGAGGCCGCUCGUAUUGAUGGAAACCUCGACUACAGAGACCACGAGAAGGACCAGAUGACGUGUCUGGACACAUUGGCGGCGUAUUAUGUCCAGCAAGCACGUAAAGAGAAAAACAAAGAUGCCAAGAAGGAGCUCAUCACGCAGGCCACGCUGCUCUAUACUAUGGCAGACAAGAUCAUCAUGUAUGAUCAGAACCAUUUGUUGGGACGAGCCUGUUUCUGCCUGCUGGAGGGAGACAAGAUGGACCAGGCCGAUGCUCAGUUCCACUUCGUCCUCAAUCAGUCCACCAACAACAUCCCUGCUUUGCUUGGUAAGGCCUGCAUCUCCUUCAAUAAAAAGGAUUACAGAGGAGCACUGGCAUAUUACAAAAAGGCUCUACGUACGAACCCCGGCUGCCCAGCUGAGGUACGGCUGGGGAUGGGCCACUGCUUUGUCAAACUCAACAAACUGGAGAAGGCUCGUUUGGCUUUUGGUCGAGCCCUAGAGCUGAACUCCAAGUGUGUGGGAGCUCUCGUCGGUCUGGCGGUUUUAGAGCUCAACAACAAGGAGGCAGAUUCCAUCAAGAACGGAGUGCAGCUCCUGUCUCGGGCCUACACCAUCGACCCCAGCAACCCCAUGGUGCUCAACCACCUUGCCAACCACUUCUUUUUCAAAAAGGAUUACAGCAAAGUGCAGCAUCUGGCCCUCCACGCUUUCCAUAACACCGAGGUCGAGGCCAUGCAAGCGGAGAGCUGCUACCAGUUAGCUCGCUCAUUUCAUGUGCAGGAGGACUACGACCAAGCGUUUCAGUAUUACUACCAGGCCACUCAGUUUGCCUCCUCUACCUUUGUGUUGCCAUUCUUUGGCCUGGGACAGAUGUAUGUGUAUCGAAGAGACAAAGAGAACGCGGCACAGUGCUUUGAGAAGGUUUUAAAGGCCUACCCCAACAACUACGAAACUAUGAAAAUUCUGGGGUCUCUCUACGCAACAUCCGAGGAUCAGGAAAAGAGAGACAUCGCCAAAGGUCAUUUGAAGAAAGUAACAGAGCAGUACCCAGACGAUGUGGAGGCGUGGAUCGAGCUGGCUCAGAUCCUGGAGCAGACUGACAUUCAAGGAGCGCUGUCCGCGUACGGCACAGCCACCCGCAUCCUGCAGGAGAAGGUGCAGGCCGACGUUCCCCCCGAGAUCCUCAACAACCUGGGGGCUCUUCACUUCAGACUGGGCAACCUUGGAGAGGCCAAGAAAUACUUUCUUGCAUCUCUCGAGCGGGCCAAAGCCGAAGGAGAGCAUGACGAGCAUUACUACAACGCCAUUUCUGUCACCACCUCCUACAAUCUGGCCCGCCUGUACGAGGCAAUGUGCGAAUUCCACGAAGCUGAGAAACUUUACAAAAACAUCCUGAGAGAGCAUCCUAACUAUGUGGACUGUUAUUUGCGUCUUGGAGCCAUGGCUCGCGACAAAGGAAAUUUCUACGAAGCUUCUGACUGGUUCAAAGAAGCCCUGCAGAUUAAUCAGGAUCAUCCGGACGCCUGGUCCCUGAUAGGGAACCUUCACUUGGCCAAACAGGAAUGGGGUCCGGGUCAAAAGAAGUUUGAGCGUAUUCUGAAGCAGCCGUCCACGCAGAACGACACCUACUCCAUGCUGGCUCUGGGUAACGUGUGGCUGCAGACUCUGCACCAGCCAACCAGAGACAGAGAAAAGGAAAAGAGACACCAGGAUCGAGCCCUGGCGAUAUACAAACAAGUCCUGCGAAAUGACUCCAAGAACCUCUAUGCUGCCAAUGGCAUCGGUGCCGUCCUGGCCCACAAGGGCUACUUCAGAGAGGCUCGUGACGUGUUUGCGCAGGUGAGGGAGGCAACAGCAGACAUCAGUGACGUCUGGCUAAACCUGGCUCACAUCUACGUCGAACAGAAGCAGUACAUCAGUGCUGUGCAGAUGUAUGAGAACUGCCUGAAGAAAUUUUACAAAUAUCAGAACACGGAGGUGCUGCUGUACCUCGCAAGGGCGCUCUUCAAAUGUGGGAAACUCCAAGAGUGCAAGCAGAUGCUGCUGAAGGCCCGCCACGUGGCGCCCAGCGACACGGUGCUGAUGUUCAACGUGGCCCUGGUGCUUCAGAGACUGGCAACUCUUGUGCUGAAAGAUGAGAAGAGCAACUUGAAGGCUGUACUCAGUGCUGUCAAAGAGCUGGAACUGGCUCACAGGUAUUUCAGUUACCUCAGCAAGGCCGGAGACAAGAUGAGGUUUGACCUCGCUCUUGCUGCCUCUGAGGCCAGGCAGUGCUCUGACCUGCUGAGUCAGGCUCAGUACCACGUGGCAAGAGCCAGAAAGCAGGAUGAGGAGGAGAAGGAGCUUCGGGCCAAACAAGAACAGGAGAGGGACCUGCUGCGUCAGCAGAUGAUGAAAGAACAGGAGGCAAAACGGAGCAGAGAGGUGGAGGAACAGAAAAAGCUCCUGGAGCAGAGAGCACUGUACGUGGAGAAGACCAAGAACCUGCUCACCUUUGCAGAGGGAUCAAAGGAAAUGGCGAAAGAAAAGAAGAAGGGAGGCGGUGGUGGUGGACGUCGCAAGAAAGGAGACAUGGAUGAGUUUGUCAACGAUGACUCUGAUGAGGACCUGCCACUGAGGAAGAAGAAGAAAAGAAAGGGCGGCAGUGGCAGUGAGCAGGAGGAGGGCGAGGACGGAGAGAAGAAGUCGCGCAAGAAGAGGAGGAGACCUGCCAGAGGAGGAAAUGACAGUGAUGAUGAGGAAGGAGGAUCACGACCCAAGAAGCAACGUAAACCCAAAGAACGCAAGAGGAUUGAAAAGUCCCAGCCUGAGCGUCUGCCACCGUCUCUUAAAGGAAAGAUCAAGUCUAAGGCCAUCAUCUCGUCUUCUGAGUCCUCUUCAGAUGAGGAUGGGUUGAAAAUAGCUGAAGACAGACACCAAAGAGACAGCGGCUCGGGGUCCGAUGAAGAGGGCGGAGGACACAGGAAGCGCAUUGCGUCCGACAGCGAGUCAGAUGGAGGAAGGAACCGCUCUGGCAGCGAGGCGGGCAGCCCGGCGGGCAGCCCGGCAGGCAGCCCGGCAGGCAGCCCUCGGCGCUCUGCAGUCUCAGAGGAUGACGACUCUGGCAGCGACCGUCCAGUGAAGAAGAGGAGGGUGCAGCGGCAGUCCGACUCAGAGCAGUCAGACAACGAGAGCAAGAGGAGUCGGUCGGGAUCGGACGACGAGUCCCGGCGCGGUUCGCCCGUUGCGGCGUCUGACCGAGGAUCAGACAGGGCAUCGGAAGCGGGAUCAGACAACGAGGGCUCCCCGCGCCGCUCUGACAACGGCUCUGAACCUGAAGGCUCCAACAACGAGGACGACAGUGAUUAAAUCUUCCUCACAGACUCGUCCCACGUAAUGAUGAGAAAACUCUCCACACUUGCGUUUCUUAUUUUCUAUUAAAAGCAGGGAUUUCUGUCCGUAUAUCUUGGAGAUGGCUAGAAGAGGUUGUAGAUUGUUGUUUUUUUGGCACAGUGUUACGGUGUAUUCCUCACUCCUGGUGUGGAAUUGUCUUCACAGAUGCUGUUUUGUUAAACAUGAAAUGAUUUGAAGUGAACUAAAAAGGUGUAAAACCUCUAUUUUCUAUCUCAGAUGGUCAGACACUGACACAAAAAUGGGAAGAUGCUUCAACAAACUGUCAAAUUAAAAAGAGAGAACAAGUAUUGUGUAAGAUGUGGAUCCUCUGCUUCUGUAUCAUAUUAUGGAGCCAAUAGAAAAAUGAUGUCAACUUUGUUUUUUGCUGAUAAUGAUUCUUUUGUGUCCAUUCUAACUUUUGUCAAAGUAAAAAGACUUUAGCAGCAAACUUCAA
Molecule: messenger RNA, 4127 nt
Organism: Dicentrarchus labrax (European seabass)
Lineage: Eukaryota; Metazoa; Chordata; Actinopteri; Moronidae
Gene: ctr9
Product: CTR9 homolog, Paf1/RNA polymerase II complex component
Exons: 23
Coding region: 125-3649 (1174 amino acids)
Biological process (GO): regulation of DNA-templated transcription
Cellular component (GO): Cdc73/Paf1 complex
Molecular function (GO): RNA polymerase II complex binding
Source: RefSeq, a predicted model, not a curated record